CUACGGAAGACGUAUGUUGAGAGGGGCAGUGCGGCGCUUGCAACACUCUUGACGGAGUCGUUCGAGACAUACGCAAUCGCACACGCAACGCCCAAAUCGGACCUCGCUCUCCAACAUUCUGUCGCCGAUGCACGAUACCCAGGGGAGUGGUACCCCGCCGCCCGCGAAAUGUCCCGUCACAUCACCCUCCACGUAGGUCCCACAAACUCCGGUAAAACCCACUCCGCACUAAACCGUCUCGCGUCCGCCGAACGCGGAUUGUUCGCGGGUCCCCUGAGACUGUUGGCGUUGGAAAUUUGGGAAAGGAUGAAUAAGAUGGGGGUCCCGUGUAAUCUUAUCACGGGGGAUGAGAAACGUGAGGUCGAGGGUGCCGGGAUCGUUAGUAGUACGAUUGAGAUGACGGAUUUGGAUCAUCCUUAUGAUGUCGCCGUUUUCGAUGAGAUUCAGAUGAUUGGGGAUGUUGAGCGAGGAGGGGGUUGGACGAAUGCGUUACUCGGUGUACGCGCAAAGGAAAUUCAUUUGUGUGGUGAGGAGAGUGUCGUCGAUUUAGUGACACGUUUGGCGGAGAGUGUGGGCGAUACGGUCGAGGUCAAGAGAUAUCAGAGGUUGGGUGCGUUGGAGGUACAGGAAAAGAGCUUGGAGGGUGAUUUGAGCAAGAUUGAGAAUGGGGAUUGCGUCGUUACUUUUUCCCGGAAGAAUAUCUUUGCGAUUAAGAGGAAGAUCGAGGAGAUGACGGGGAAACGGUGUGCGGUGAUUUACGGCUCCUUACCCCCCGAGACACGAGCAGCACAGGCAUCUCUCUUCAACGAUCCUGAUUCGGGGUUCGACGUGCUUGUGGCGAGUGACGCGAUCGGAAUGGGGUUGAAUCUGAGUAUCAAGAGGAUCGUGUUCGAGACCCUACAGAAAUGGGACGGCCAAAAACAAGUCCAGAUCACACCGCCGCAGAUCAAGCAAAUCGCAGGCAGAGCAGGCCGCUACAAACCCAACACCCGCACCUCCGAAUCCGCCGUAAUCGAGGAACCACUCACCGAGCCGAUCCCAGGAUACGUCACAACCCUCACCCCACGCGACAUGCCCGUCCUGGCCGCAGCCAUGAAAACCCCCGUCAAACAACUCCCGAAAGCUGGACUCCAGCCCGGGCCGGGAAUCAUGGGACGCUUUGGUGCACUCUUCCCGGUCGAGACGCCCUACAUGGUCGUCAUGAAACGGUUUUAUUCGAUGUUGAAGAUGAGUUCUUUGUAUUUCCCGUCUGUUGGGCAGAAUUUGUGGGAGACGGCGGGGGUUGUGAGUCGUGUCAAGGGAUUGACGUUUGAGCAACAUUGGAUUCUCUCUAUGGCUCCCGUCAAACUGACUGAUCCCCGUUCCGUUGCGGCACUCCUCGAUAUGGCACAGAAAAUCGCGACGGAGACGGAUGGCUCUAUCCUCGCCAUCCGCGGAAUCGACCUCGAGGCCCUCGAUGAUGGAAUGCCACGCACGACUGAAUCACUCCAACGGAUUGAAUCGCUGCAUCGCGUGUUGGGGAUGUAUACCUGGCUAUGCGCGAAAUUCCCCAAGGUACUCACUUCGGCUAGUGAAGCGACGAUGUUGAAGACGGUGUGUGAGGAGACGAUGGAUCAGGCGUUGAGGGAGUUGGCGUAUGAGAAGCUGAAAAGGAAAGAGGGGGCGUUGAGGGAGAGUGAGAGGUGGGGGUAUGCUAUGGAGAUGAGGGCGAUGCAGAGUAGGCAAUUCGGGGCCCGGGAUGGCCGGUCGGGUGGAGGUGGGCAGAAUUCUGUCAAGGACGACAUGGAGGACCCAGGCUUCUUUGGCGAUAGGCACGAAAGUCAUGGAAUGCCACGCAACACCCCGUUGCGCCCGAUCCUUAAGAGGGGAAAUUGGGCAAAGAAGUUGACUGUCUCUGCGCCGCAGGUGUCUGCGGCGGAGCAUUUGGUGCAGGCUUUGCGGAGGGCUGGUCCUCGGGCGCCGGCGCCGGCGCCGGCUACGGCUCGAGGAUACGAUAGGGAAAGCGAGCGGAGGAAGGCUACAUUUGAGGAGUUACCCGGCGAGACGCACUCGCGCGGGAAUAAGGGCAGGGGGAGGGCGUGA
Messenger RNA from Saitoella complicata NRRL Y-17804, 2082 nucleotides. Its product is annotated as P-loop containing nucleoside triphosphate hydrolase protein. Gene Ontology annotation, molecular function: ATP binding; RNA helicase activity; hydrolase activity, acting on acid anhydrides. Gene Ontology annotation, cellular component: mitochondrial degradosome. The transcript has a single exon. Gene Ontology annotation, biological process: mitochondrial RNA 3'-end processing; RNA catabolic process. Lineage: Eukaryota; Fungi; Ascomycota; Saitoellomycetes; Saitoellales; Saitoellaceae. The annotation marks the transcript as partial. The record is from RefSeq and is a predicted model, not a curated record.